AUGCGCUUUUAGACCCCGGAACGAGAAGAACAAAUUCAGUGGCGGGAUGUUUAGUUGUUGAUGUGACACACAUUUAGUUGUAAAAUGUGCGAGAAGAGCAAAAUCGUGAGCCAGUGGCUCAGGAAGGUGUUCGGGCAGCAGCCGGUGCCGGAGUUUGAAGUGAACACACGCACAGUGGAGAUUCUGUAUGAGCUGGCCGAGAGCAGUGAGAUGAGAUGCAGAGAGACUGAGCUGCUCAUCAAAGACCACGAGCAGAAAACAGAAGAGUACGCCAGUGAUGGAACUCAUCUCCAAGAAGUGCUUCUCCAGGCAGUAGGACUUCAGGCUGGAGGACUUUCCAAACCCACAGUGGACCUGCUGUCGGCACUCGAGGGAACCGCUGAGGUGCUUAAACUCAGAGACACAUCACUUGGGAGCUAUAUGCCUGCAAUCAAUAAACUGACCAAUGACGUGCUGGAGGCAGAGAAAACGGACCGGAGGUUGCAGCGGGAACUUACUGCUGUUAGAACGAAAAUGACUGCUGCAGUUGUUCUUCGGAAAAAACUUCAGGAUGAUCUGAUGAAGAUCACACACACACAGCAGGUGGAAGCAGCGACUGCGGAGGAGAGGCUUCUCAACAUGGACUUCAUGAAGAACAAAUCCAGAGAUCUCGCGUGCAGGAAUAAGAUUGCGCAGGAAAAGCUGGAGUCACGGCAGAUGGAGGAUUCUCUUACCCAUCAGGCCAUCCUGCAGUUAUCAGAGAAAAUCGCAGCUCUGAAAGACGAAUCACUACCUUUGAAGAAGAAACUAGAGCCGUAUAGUGACUUGAGCCCUAGUCCAGCUCUUGCACGGGUGAAAAUCGAGGAGGCAAAACGAGAGCUGGCUGCCCUGGAUGCCCAGCUGGAGCAGAAAGUGGACUUCAUGAACGCUUUAUUUUAAUAAUUUAAAAUAUCUAAUAAAAAGCGUGUUAAUAAAUGAAACAAAUGUGAUUUCUAAACUUGUGCCGCUUGUAAUAAACGCAAUUCGUCUCCGA
Molecule: messenger RNA, 1012 nt
Organism: Carassius auratus (goldfish)
Lineage: Eukaryota; Metazoa; Chordata; Actinopteri; Cypriniformes; Cyprinidae
Gene: haus1
Product: HAUS augmin-like complex, subunit 1
Exons: 9
Coding region: 85-918 (277 amino acids)
Biological process (GO): spindle assembly; centrosome cycle
Cellular component (GO): cytosol; HAUS complex
Source: RefSeq, a predicted model, not a curated record